Molecule: messenger RNA, 2218 nt
Organism: Anopheles coustani
Lineage: Eukaryota; Metazoa; Arthropoda; Insecta; Diptera; Culicidae
Gene: swi2
Product: protein singed wings 2
Exons: 4
Coding region: 455-2032 (525 amino acids)
Cellular component (GO): plasma membrane
Molecular function (GO): protein binding
Source: RefSeq, a predicted model, not a curated record
CCAGGAUGUCGUCAACCGGUGCGCUGUUUUGUGGACGCUAUUGCCUCUGGCCUCGAGUGAAAAGUGAUUAAGUGUGCGGUGUGUAGGACGUAUAUUUUUCUUCUUUUAACAUUAAAGUAAAUCUUCUCGAAAAGCAAACACAUCCCGUUGGCCGUGGCCGUAACCGUGGAUACAAAACCGCCACCCAGUCGUCGGACAGUGCCACUAAUUGUGUUAAUUUAAGCGCAAUAUGAAAACAGACGGAGCGUAGUGGGGAAGUUGAAUCGACAUCGAGCAUCGAUAUCAAAUAAGCCCGGUCAGCUGGCCGUUUACUGGCAGCUUGAACUGAACGCUCCAAUUAACUGCCCUCGCCGUACGCGUUAUCAUCUGCUGGAUUGUGAUUCGAUUGAAUUGAAACAACCAAAAUUAGUAAACCGAACCGACACGAUUCGAUUUUGCACUCGACGCGGUUACGAUGGAAACAAAGACCACCAGGCGGCAAGAAGCAGCAGUCACCGGCAGAGGCGACAGACAUCAUCGAUUCAGCGUUGACGCACCGCAACGGAUUACCGGCGGUGGCACGGGUAACGCCGGUGGAGCUGUUAUCAACGUGCUUGCCGUCGUUGCCGUGUUCGUUUUAACGGUGCUGCCGAUGUCUCCAUUAGUAUUGGCCCAACUGCCUCUUAGCCUACAGAAUCUCGUGGUAGAAAACGUCGUCAUCGAGGAGUGCUCCCUGAGAAAUCAUGCGAUAGCGGCCGGUGGCUCGCUACACAAUGGGCGUCCACACUGCCAUUUCACGCCAUCGAAUCGAACGGUGUGCUUUCGUGGAAUCGACACGAAACGGUUCGGUGUCGGGGGCCGCUUUAACCAAACCCGCCAGCUGAUACUGUGCGAUUGGCCAGCCCGCAGCUUCGAUCCGUUGAUGCUGGCCCGGUUGGUGCCAAAGUUGGAACGAUUCGCACUAGCCGGGCGCGGUUUGCAACGAUUAGCACACGAUUUCCCCGCCCUGCCGUUCCUGCGGAUGGUCAAUAUUACCGGCACACGGUUAAACUACACCGGUGUUAGCACGUUCUACGAGCUGAGCAAUCUGCAGGUGCUUAAUCUACGAGGUAACGAACUGGAACAGAUCCAACCGUACCGGUUCCGUAACGGGAAUGUGCAGGUCUAUCUGCAAGGUAACUUGUGGAACUGCACCAACGACAUGAUUUGGCUGUUAAAGGAACAGUCACAGCACUACACUGACAAGUUGACACUCGUGUGUAAAGACUGGAAGUACACCGGUCGACCUGUACUUACCGCGAUGGAGUACAAGCGCGUAGUACAGGAAAGCUGCCUGCACGAAGAAAUUUGGAACUGUAGCUGCCACGUGUCCUACCUCCGGCUCAGCGACGACGGGCUCUCGUUCGAUCCGAUGAUCAUGGUUAACUGCAGUGAUCGGGGUUUCUAUGAGUUGCCACAGUAUCUGCCCGGCAACACGACGGUGCUACACAUUGCGCACAACAAGCUCCAGUCGGUGGACAGCCUCACGACGAACGAACACUACCGAAGCGUUCAGGACAUCUACAUGGAUGACAAUCGGAUAACGUCGAUCGACAUCCUGGAGGACACGAUUUGGUUGGACAAUUUCCGCAUACUUAGCUUGCGGGGGAACCGCCUGAAUCGGAUACGAGUGUACAGUGUGGAGCACGCGAUGGAACGUAACCCGGGCGUGGGAAAAAUCUACCUCUCAAACAACCCGUGGCGGUGCGGAUGUCGCUUCGCCAUACGGUUUCAACGGUUUCUGCGCAAGCACGAAUCGCUGGUCGCCGAUUCGCGCAACAUUACGUGCUACGUGUUGAACGAAGAAGACGGUCGGAAGCAAUACCAGCAGGUGCUGACGGUAACACCAAACGAUAUCUGCCGAGCAUCGGAGAGCAAUGCGGCCACGUUCUACAACACGCUCAGCAUAAUUUUUGCCUCGUUGAUCGUGUUAAUCUUCAUUAAGCUGGCGUACGAUUACUACAACUACCGCAAGUAUGGCAAGCUGCCUUGGUUGAUAAUGAAAAUGCCCUGAGUUGAAACGACUACUAGGAUGUAGCCCUACUGAUAGUACUUUAUUACCGCUUUGUCGAGAUGGAAGCGGAAGAGGACUUAAAAAAUCAUUUUCUCAAUGGUGAAAAAGAAUCUCGGUGCAAUAUUUCUCAUCAAUUUGUUUCUUGUUAAGUUGAAUAAAAAAACUGUUUAAUUUAUUUUCUCACAA